GCCCGGUCCCGCCCAUCCCGGCGCAGCGGCGAUGACGCGCGCGCGCGCCGCGCGGGGCCCGGCAUGAGGACUUUGUGGAGAUUGGGAUACUGUGCCAGACUACUGAAAACUAAUCAUUUUAGAACAGCUGCAUCAAAUCCAUCAUUUCCAGCAGUUUGGAUGCUAUUGGCACAACAUUCUGGCACAAUACCUGGGCUCUUUGUAGUAGUUCAAAAAAACACUUUGUUCACAAUGCCCGAAACCGUGGAGGAUAAAACUGAUCCAGAACUGUAUCUGCCACAUCCUGGAGUGCGUGGGAUGACACUGCUCAACAGAGAGGCUUUCAAAAGGACUCUGGUUGUUCCAGCUCUUAAAGUCAGGAAGGAAAUUGUGCACAGAGUGCUGAAAUCCCUGAAACAAUCGGUGCUGCAGCGCCCCGGCCUCAAGCGCGUGGUGGAGGACCCAGAGGAUGAGGACAGCAGAUUUGUUAUCCUGGAUCCUCAUAAAGUGCCAGAUUUCUCAUUGGGGGAGUCAGAGCAGCAGGUGCUGAAGGAGCUCAGCGUCCCUGCUGAGGUGUGCAGGUACCAGCUGGAGCUGGGCUAUGAGAAUUUCAAGUCGGAGGAGAUCCUGAGGGCCGUCCUUCCCCAGGGCCAGGAGGUCACCUCUGGCUUCAGCCGUGUGGGCCACAUUGCUCACUUGAACCUCAGGGAUCACCAGCUGCCCUACAGACACCUCAUUGGCCAGGUGAUAAUGGACAAGAAUCCAGGAGUCACCUGUGUAGUCAAUAAAACCAACAUUAUCGACAGCACAUACAGGAAUUUUGAAAUGGAAGUGCUUGCUGGAGAGAGCAACCUGGUGACCAAGGUCAAAGAAAAUAACAUUUCCUACGAGCUGGAUUUCUCCAAGGUGUACUGGAACCCGCGGCUGUCCACGGAGCACGGCCGCAUAGUGGCGCUGCUCAGGGCCGGGGACGUUCUGUUCGAUGUCUUCGCCGGCGUCGGCCCUUUCGCCAUCCCGGCGGCCAAGAGGAGGUGCCGAGUGUUUGCCAACGACCUCAACCCCGACUCCUACUCCUGGCUGCUGCACAACUGCCGGCUCAACAAAGUGCACAGCCAGGUGAAGGCGUUCAACAUGGACGGCAGGGCCUUCCUGCGGGGGCCGGUGAGGGAGGAGCUCAGCAAGGAGCUCCCGCUGCUGGGGGAGGAGCACCAAACCGCGUUCCACAUCGUGAUGAAUCUGCCAGCCCUGGCUGUGGAGUUCCUGGAUGUCUUCAGGCAUCUCUUGGUGGGGGAGCCCUGCAGCCCUGCUGGCCUCCCCACCGUGCACUGCUACGGCUUCUCCAAGCACAGGGACCCAGCCAGGGACAUUCAGGAGAGGGCAGAGGCCGUGCUGGGAACCUCCCUGGCCGGGCGCUGCUCCACUUUCCUGGUCAGGAACGUGGCACCCAGCAAGGAGAUGCUGUGCCUCAGCUUCCAGGUGCCAGCAGACGUGCUCUACAAGAGGCCCUGCCCUGAGGAAGCAAAACCAGCCUCAAAACGUCUCUGUACCAGCCAAGAUUGUUCAGAAGAGAAGGCACUGAGUUGAAGAGUGUGGUGACUGCCUUAGUUUGUGUAAAGGAUAUUUGGGGUGUCUCUGGUUUACCCCUUGAGUUACAAGGAGCAGAGCUGUGUUCCCAUUGAGUUACAGCUUUUUUUUGGGAGCCUUGCUUCCUGCAGUCACCUUUUCUUCUCAUUGUGGGAUUGACUGAAAUUGCUACUACAAAAAAUUAAAACUUCAUUCUCUUAUAAUAAAUGUGUUUUGGUACUUCCCUGCUGUCUGUUGUUUCACACCCUGUGCUAACUCAGUGGCAGGGCCUGGGGUGGUUUUCUGCUGUGGCAUUUUGAUGAUGUGCAAGAUGUGGGGAGAACAGACUUUUGUGUCUUGUCAGGUCUGGGAAGGUGAGUGAUACAACCACUGCCCUGGAUUCUCCCUGACAGAUGUGUUCUGCUUUCAGAAUUUGGGUUAUGCUUAGCAGAUGCACAAACAGCUCUUGUGUAAGCAAGGUAACCUUUCAAAAGCUUAACCUGAGAUACCAAAAGGGCCUGAUAGCCCAACAUCCUGAGGUUUUGAGUAAAAAAUUCAUUUUGACAUCAAGAUUUAGUUAGGGAUUAGUUGACUCCUGACUCUGUGUUUGUCCAUGGUUAGAGCCAGAAAGACUGUAAUGUCUUUUGAUUGUUUGCAGAUGAAGUUCAGCUCUCAUUGCAGUUCUAUUGAAACCAGCACCUGAAAAACAGUUCUGUCCUCCUGACACCGUGUCCUGCCGUGGCUUCUGUGCCUCUGCCCUCUCCAGCUCUCCCCACCUCUGCCUGCUCCCCUCCCUGGAUGAUCUUUCUGCCUGGCUGCUUGUAUUCUGCAGGGAUUUGAAAAGCCUCUGCCUUUGAUUUCCUUUUCUUACCCAUCCAAACUAUUGUUGGGCAAUGUCAACCACAAACAGUUUAUUUGGCCGGAGCGCUCGGCUCGCCCUCUCCGUUUCAGAGAUUUUCCCUCAGCCCAGGCUCUGAGCUCACACCCAGCCACCAGAUGUGUGUCACCCUCGUGGCCCUGCUGCUGUGGCCCAGCCCUGAGCCUGCAGCCUGCUGCAUUUUUGGUUCUCACCCAAACACCACCAAGGGCCACGGAUUUGUUUUGCUGGUGGCUCUGCGUGCCGGCCUUUCCUUCCCUUGGCUGCACAGCUGUGUUGGGAGCGAGCCCUCGAGCUGGGUUCCUGCAGGAUCUCAUUUACCCAUCCCCAGGGAGGCUGUCCUGCCUCACCCAGGUGUCCUGAUCCCUCCCUGGCCUGCACUGAGCCCCAGACUCCUGCUCAGCCCUGCAGCUCCAGCCCUGCAGCUCCAGCCCGUGCUCUCCUCCCAGGCACGGCUGUGCUGGGAUUCUGUCCCUGCUCUGCUGCUCUCCAGCUGCUGCCUCCCCUUCCCACAAACAUCUGAAGGCAGCUCCUGUUCUCCAGGGCCCCCCACAAGCACUGCUGGAGAGAUAAGGCACUCACUGAACCACUCUGAGAUGGUGCAACCACCCUGGGAUCCCUGUGACUUCACAGCCCCAAUUCAGGGCUUGGCACCACUGCACCAACCCAAACUAUUUCUGAGCCAAAAUAUGUAACUCUGACUUUCACUAAAGUGUCAGGGCAGGGAAGGAUUUAAAGUGGUAAAUAUUUUUUCCCUGAAGAACCAAAUGCCAGUGUUAUUCCAGCAGCAUAACUUCAGUUCAGAUACCAGUCUAGCAGAUACAUCACUGUGCUCAUAACCAGGGGUUUUCCAGCUUUCUGUGCAGCUGCCAGUUCUGUGUACAAGAAAUAACACAAUAAAUAGCAGCCAGGCUACACACAAGUUAAUGAGUGUAUUGAAAUUAUAAAUAUUAAUAUGCAUAUGCAGUUCUGCAUUCAUUAGGGCAUGACCUGGGGCUUUACAGAGUGAAUAUCAAGAGAUCAUUGGUGAUCUCUGCCAGCCUGGGUGAGCCUGGGAGAUGAGAGAAAGGAGAAUAGAGGAGGGAAAGAUCUGAUCUUACCUCUGCCUUCUGGAACAUUCCUUGUCAGCAGCUCUUC
Melospiza georgiana is the source of this 3556-nucleotide messenger RNA. It is a transcript of the gene TRMT5, whose product is annotated as tRNA methyltransferase 5. Lineage: Eukaryota; Metazoa; Chordata; Aves; Passeriformes; Passerellidae. Gene Ontology annotation, biological process: mitochondrial tRNA methylation; tRNA N1-guanine methylation. The transcript is spliced from 5 exons. Gene Ontology annotation, cellular component: cytoplasm; mitochondrial matrix. The record is from RefSeq and is a predicted model, not a curated record. The coding region runs from base 64 to 1563 and encodes 499 amino acids.